This is a messenger RNA of Pelagomonas calceolata, 13144 nucleotides long. Lineage: Eukaryota; Pelagophyceae; Pelagomonadales; Pelagomonadaceae. The record is from the annotation of a GenBank genome assembly.
GUCCAAUUCGGCUCCCAGUACCUUUAUCCGACCAAAUCUUGACCGGACGGGUCCGUGUGGCGAAUGUAUUCAUGAUGCGCGCGCGGCGGUUUCAUACGAGCCCGAAUUGCAAAAGAGGAAUGAGUGGCUGUGAAAAGGCUCUGGCUCCCCUACAGAUGGACGGCCUCUACAGUGCCAUAGCGAGCGCUGCAGCGGGAGCCAGUGACCUCGCGAGCAGCGCUGCGACAGCUGCGUCGCAGACAGCAGCGCAAGCAACCGCUAGCACUCCUACAGCCAUGGAGAGCAUCAUUCAGACUGGAGCAGCUUCCGCAGCCGCAACGUUAUUUGGCAGCACGGAUGCGGUUACGCCUCCCAAAACCCUCGCGCUCGGCUCAGCAUGGCGCGACGCGUUGUGCCCGGCGCACAGAGAACGCACAGAUCUACCCGGCGGCGCGCGGUCCGAAGGGCUCGCGAUGGUCGUCGCGGCGUGCGCUCGAAUUGAGUCCACGUCUGCGCCAAGGCGCGCCGCGCUGCAGCGACUCGUCCGUUUGGCAGCGUCUGAAUAAAAACAGCUCGCACGCGCUCUCAAUCAAUAAUUCACAGGUCGCACCUCUGGCCGGUUGGCGCCGCCCGAGCGGCGCGCUGGGCGCCUCGCUGGCCUCCAAGGCGAGAGACCUCAAGCCUGGCGACGGCUUCGUCGCGCCGGUCGCGGCGGGCUACUGCGCAGCCCGCCGCAAGUCGGACGGCUCCUACGACGUCGCAGUGAGUGGCGUCGGCGCCGAAGCGCUCGCGUGGCACGAAUACCGCGUGGGCCAAGACGGGGCGGUCGAGCGGGCCGCGCUGGCCGUAGUCGAGAACUGCGACGCCGAGCGGAUCGUUUCUCCGGCGGCCUGGGCCAACCUCGCGGCCGCACCUGCCGGCGCGAAACGCGGCCAGAGCGAUAACGUCGCUGCGGCGAGGGCGUGCUACGCCGCGGCUUUACCGUUCUUCGCAUCAAGCCGGCGGCCUACCCACGGCGGCGGCUUCGCGCCGGUGCUGGCUCCGGCGCGCCAGGAACGAGCCAACAAGGCCGCCGUGAAGCAAGCUUCCCCUCCAAACACCGUCGACGCCGCGGCGGCCGCGCUCCAGAAUGCUGCGGCCGGCGCGCUGUCGUCGGCCGGCGCCGCGGGCGCCCUACUCCAGGCGCAGUUCGGCGGCUCUACUAGCGCAGACAAAGAGGACGACGACGCCGUCGCGGACGACGACGACGAUGAUGAUGAGGACAGCUCCGGCGCCGCGGCGUUGUUAGCCGCGAUGCGCUUCGCGUUGGAGGCGAAGAGCGAGGCAGAAGCCUUCGCCGCAGUCGUCGAGACGCGCGUGACCAUCGCUCGCUGGGGUCUGGCUGAGGCCCAGAAGGAAAAUAUGGACGACCGCGCCCUGAAAAGAGCCCUGCACGCGGCGUCGCGGGGCCUCGCAGCGUUCGCGACGUCCGAAGCCCUCGCCGACGAAGUUUUGGCGAGCGUUGAGAAGGCGUCCGUCGCGUUGAGGGACGCGGCCGACCCACCACCAGCGCUAGCCGCUGUUACCGGAGACGCGCCCGUGCCCACGGCCUUCCCGCUCUUCGACAAAUUCAACGAAAUCGUGGACGAGGACGCGCUCGCCGGCGGUGCCGCGGCCGUGUCCAUUGUGCGGCCGGCGGAUUUAGGCGCACCAUCGCCCGCCAAGACCGUGCGCGAAGUCUUGACGUGCUUGCGAGCCGUGGUCGAUGCCGGCACUUUAUUAGCCAACGACCGCAACGACGAGAAGGGCCGCUGGCUGCGAAUCAGUCUCGUCGAGCACGCGGCGUUCCGGUGCCUGCCCGCCCCAGCUCCCGUCGACGUGCCGCACGAGGCCUGCGCGUGGGCGAGCGGCGACGCCACAGACGCUGAUAGGGUGGAGGUUUUGCGCCUGGCGGGCCUCGUGGCGCGGCAGUACGCCUCGGCGUGCCUCUCUCCCCGGGCGGCGCCGACGAGAGAAGGUGACGCGAAUAGAGUGUGCUGCGCUGGUGCUAUGUUGUGCCUCAUCGACGCCGCAGCACGGAUGUCUACAAUCGAAAGCGGCAGUGGGCAGGACGACGCGUUCUGCCGACGGUAUGCUGGCAAGGCGGAUCGGCCUUCGGCGGGCUACGCCGCGGGGGCCGCAAGCGCGGGCGGCGUCCUCGAGGCGAUCACGGCGACGUCUCUGCUAUUGGACCCGGCGGCCUGCGCGGCGCGAGCGGCAUCGUUAGACUACCUGAGGUCGCUCAAGGCCAAGCCGCAGAUCUUCGCCUGGAGCGAGGCCGAGCCGCUCUCGGCCCUCGGCGCGACUGAUAAGCUUCUCGUCGGAGAGGUGGCGCAUGAACUAGGCUUCGCCGCGGACGACGAAGUAUUGGCCGCGUACCUCGCGGGCACGGAGACGGAAAUCGUCGACGCGGCGCCGGCGCUGGAGGCAUUCCGCGACGCCCACCUGGCGUGGAGACUGAUGCUUGCGCCGCACCUGGGCGACGCCGUCAAGCCCCCGUCGAAGAAGAAACUGUGGCGGCCGGCGCAGCUCGGCCAAGUUUGGACUGCGAAGAAGGUAUAGGGCCUGUGUAGAAAACCAACCAAUGGCUCAUUAAUUUUUUGGGACGAUGUGUCGCUUCGAUGGCGUGUGGCGCCUGAAAUUAUUUGAUUUCCACACAGGGUGCGCUCUCGGUGAAGCUGAGAAACGGCCAGGACGUCGAUCCCGCGCACCUGUCGCCGUCGGCGGGCUUCUUCGGUUCGGCGGCCAACAUGUUCCGCAGGAAGCCCUCGGAGCUCGAGGCGCCGCCGUCCGCGGCCAAUCCGUCCGUACUAUGUGGGGAGCAAAUCGAGACGGAGACGGACGUGCUCUACGUGCAAAAGAUGCCGACGUUCGACGGCUCGCUGGGCGCCGCGGACGCGGAGCUCGUCUGUAGUUACUUGACGGCGCCGUAUCUACGAAUUCCUCUGCUCCUGCAGUUCUUCUCGGCGCCGGCGCGCUUCGCGGCACUAGGGUGCAUCGAGAUGCAAAGAGUUUUAGAUGCGGCGUUAUUCGAGCCGGGCGCCUACGCGUCGCCUGACCCCGCCGACGCCUGGUUCGCGCCGGCACCGGAGAAGCGCCACAACGCCCCGUCGACGGCGCCGGCGCCCAAGGAGAAGCUAUCGACGACGCUCGGUCUCCUCGUGAACGAGCUCCACCGGUCGCCGGACAUGUUGGUUGCCGCUGCAAAGGGCUUCCGGACGCGAAUUAGCGAGCUCGACCCGGGGACGUCUCGAGGCGUCGCCGAGGGCGGCCACGCGGCGGCCAUUCUCUACGCGCUGCGUUUACUGAGCCGCCUGGACGGCUACGCUGCCCUCGUACAGGACAAGGAAACGCGCGUCCGCGGCUCGCGCGUACCUGAGGUGAGCGCCGCCGGCGUGGCCGAGCUCCGCGGCGUGCUAGGUGGGAUCCUGCGCGACGACGCGCCGCCCAUGUUAGAUAGGUGGCUCCGGCGUUCGGCCGCGGAGUCUCGGGACUCAUUAGCCGAGUCCUGCGCCGUGCGCGCGGUCUUGGCCUGCAUCGCGCGGCCGCCGUGCCUCGAGGACGAUGCGCGAUGCGCCUCCGUUGUCGGCGCGCAAUUGUUCCUCUCUCAAAAUUGGAAUUUUGCGCCGCCGUCCAAAAACCCGAAGAAGAAGACGGUCGUGAAGGAGCGGGCUUCACUAGGGACGACGCACAGCGAGCUCUUCGGCUGCUUCGCGACGCUCCGGCCCUUUGUCCUCGCGCUCGCGCGCGACGGCAAGGCCGACGCCUGCUUCGAGGACGCCGUCGCGGCGUUGACUAAUGUGAAGCCGCCCGCCGAGGCCCGAAAGUGGGUCGAGCUCGAAGGUGCGCACAAGGGCUGGGCCACAACGAAGCGGUGCGCCGGCCGGUUCACGCCCAAGCUCCCGCCGCCGAGCGAGGCCAAGGCCGACGACGCCAAGCUCAGCUACGCGGCAUGGCUCGCCGGGUGCAUUGAUGGCCUGGCGGCCGCGAGCGACGUCGAGAUCAACCUCAUGACUUGUGAGUUCGUGGUGCGCUCGAGGAAGCUGAAGAUCCUCGAGGACGACUUCACGGCGCGGUCCGACUUCGCCGAGUGCUUUGGCGCCGAGGCGUCGCGCGAGGUCCAGUGCGCCGAAAUUCAAACCUCGGAAAUGCGGAAACUCCGUCGGUGCGUGGGCUUGAGAUGUGACGUCGCGCUGUGGGCCGCGCCGCCGCCGAUCUCCAAGUCCGAGCGCGCCUCACUCAUGGCGUCGACGUCGGGCGCCGCCGGAUUACUUAGUUCGUCGUGGGUGUCCGCCGCGCUCAAACGCGACGGCUCGGGCGCGUCCUGGGGACGCGUGUUGCAAGAAGACGCGGGCACCGCCGUCGUGUCUGGGCGCAUUGAUAGUCGGGAGUGCCGCGGUCUAGUACUGAGGGAGCCUUUGUCGGUGCAAGUCUUUGCUCGAUGCGUUCACGGUCGUAGAGAGGGCUGGACGUCGGUCUUCGCGAGCGACGCCGAGGUGUCAUUAGAUGACGGUCUUCCCAUCUCGGACGACGUCGAUGGUGACGACGACGAGGAAGACGAGGACCCUUCCGCUCCGCCAGUUGUCGCCGAGGCUGGUGAGCUCGACCGGCGCUCGGGCUUUGCUGGCUUGACUGGGCCGUCUCUCGUUGUCACGCGGUCGACUCCUGAGGGCGUCGAGCGGCUGGCGCCGUCCUAUGCGCUACGCGGUCUGUUGCCCGCGGCGCUGUUAGCAUCGCACCGCUUCUGGUACCGCGCGAAGACGGGAGCUGCCGAAAGUGUGGUCCUCGAGGGCGCGGCGCGCCAGAAUGGUCCAUCGAUUACUGUAAGCAUCGAUGCCAACGGCGCGGCGACCGUCAAACGAGGCGAUCUGCGGCUCGUUGAUUUGCGCGCGGGCAAACCAGGCUCGCCGACGGCCGCGCUCGCCUGCCGGCUGAUAAAGCUCGACUCCCUCGCGCACGUGCUCGCCUGGGCCGACGGCUCCGGUACUAUCACGCGCAUCGAGCUGCCUCGACUGGAGCUGUCCUUCGACGCGAGCGGGCCGCAGCGCUGGGCAAGCAGCGACUUCCACGGCUACGAUCUGACACUCGACGCCACUCCGACGCAAGUCGCGAAGCUCGCGGCGCCCCUGCCUGGCGUGGCGCUCGCGGCCGAGUCGGCGUUCGAGCGGUCCGAGUUCGUCAUUGUGUCGUCGGCGCUCGCGAAACCAGGUCUCAACGGCGGGCGCCUCGUCGCCGAAAGGAACGAUGCGAAGUGGCUCUCACGAGUCGCGGGUGGAAAAGUCCACGCGUACCCGGUACACCUAUCGCAGUCAUGGGUCACGUCGCCCUCGCUCGCGGCCACGUUAGCUCUGGUCGGCUGGCGCGCCGCGCGGGGCCUCGACUCGUUAGCCGGCGCCUGCGAGGCCUGUCCAGCGAUGGCGUCCGACGCCGCGCUCCUGCCCGACGAGGCCCAGUGGAUUGGCGCGCUCGAGGACGUUUUGGCCGACGACCGCACGGUCGACGCGGAUGUACUGAGAUUAAGAGUAGCCCUCGCCACGAGGGCUUCGCACUCUGACGCCGCUGCCCUGUCGUUCACGCCGACGCGCCGCGCUAACGCGUCGCUGACGCGCGCCUGGCGCUCGUACGCGCUGCGGACCUCCGCCGCGGACGCGAGACUCGUAUUGUCGCCUGGCGAAGAGGCGUCCGUUGCAGCGUUUUGUGACGUUGUCACGGAUGCUGUUCUCGUAAAUCGUGCGGCCUUAGCAAACGCCGCCGCGUUGGGCACGGCCGUCUCGUCGUGGCGCUUAGAUCUCUGGCCCCUGAAGGCGUCGCCGGCGACCGUGGACACGUUCUACGAUUUCCCGCUCGACGUGACCGCUCUGUCGCAGCCACGCGGCCCGAAGGACAAGCCGACGGUCAUCAGAGACUGGUCAACGGAAGCUCUAGGCGUCGCCGACGGCCACCACUGGCUCGCGGACUUAGGCCCAUCAGUACCAGGCGCCGGUAACGCGCCGGUGUCCAUCGCGUUCGUGCUGAAACGCUUCGCGGCGAAGGCUCCGUGCGUGAAGAUCAAGGGCGACUUCAUACUCCUACUCGAGUUAUUAAUCGGCCACCGAGGCGCUGAUGGCUGCGAGCCGCGUCAUCUGGCGCUACUUUUACUGGCCAACUCGGACUAUCUCAUCCCAACCGAUAAGGGUCUGUUGUCGAUCCUCCAGCUGUUGGCACGAAACCCUGAAAAAGCAGCGGCCCUCGGGAAGACGCUACCCACCUACGAGAUGGCGCUCCAGGAGGCCGUGGCGACGCGGGAACAGGGCAAGGGCUUCUUCGGAAAAUUAUCGGGUGCCGCACGUACGGCUAUGAAGCAGGGCCAGGCCGUCGCUGAAGGGACGAAACAGUCCAAAAGAGACGCCCCCGAUGUCGUCGCCGCGGCGAACGCUCUAGUGCUACAACGAGUCCACGACUUCCUCAAAGCCAAUGUGACGGCUCCGCCUCCGCUGCCGCCGCGCGCGGCCGACACGGCUGCGCCGUUCCGCGCGCCGACGACUAUCACCGCCCGGGCGGCGCCCGCGGCGGCGACGUCGGCCGACCGGCAAAAGUUCGCCUUCGGCGACGGCUUCGCGGACGUGCUCAACGAGGUCGCCGUCGGUCAGGCCCUCAAGGACUCGCACGUCGCCGACGUCAAGGCGCCGACCUACGUCGCCAAGCCGGCGCCCUUCGACCUGGCGCGGCCCGACUUGACCUCGAAGCUCACCGCGCGCAAGACGCUUGAGCGCCUCGCGCGAGACAUCAAGUACGCGGCCGACGAACGAGCCGCGACGAAGACGAAGCCGACGCUGCCGUCGCUCGACGCCGCGUCCACGCGGCAGCUCGUCAACGACCUGUCCGCGGCGGCCGCGGCCGAUGUCAAGGAGGUCACGACGGCGAUUCAAAGCGUCGAGGCGCUCGCCAAUGCCGGCGAGCGGCGCGAUGCCGUGCGGCGGUCGCUGGCGCGAACGGCGCCGUCCAUCGACUUCGCUCGCUGCGCGCGGGCGUUGCUAUCGACGAGCGGCGAGGCGGACCUGUCCUCAUUUAAUGCCUCGUGCGACUCGCCGGCGGUGCUCGACGCCACAGCGAGCUGCGCCGUACUCUUUGGACGGCUCGUCGCGAGACGCUUUGCAGCCGCCAAGGCCUCGGCGCUGGCCAAGGCCGUCGAGCGCGGCGCGCCGCCGUCGGAGAUCGCGCUCGCGGCCGAGGCCUGUGUCGCAGCGCUCGUAUCUAAGCGCGUGACUCUAGAGCGGUCGCCAUCCGCGGUUUCAGUCGACCCGCGCUACUUGGUCUUCGAGCUUACGGCGUCGGUCGUGCUGCGCGACCAACAAUUAGAGCUCGUGCGGACGUUCCGACAGGCCCUCACCGACAAGAGCGGCCUCGUGCACCAAAUGGUAAUGGGCGCCGGCAAGACUACAGUAGUUGCUCCCUUGCUCGCGCUUUGCUUAGCCAACGGCGAUUCGUUAGUUACGGCAGUGGCGCCGCGCGCCUUGGUGGAGAUGACGCGCGACGUCUACCGGUCGACAUUUAGCUCUCCGGUGUGUCUGAAGCCGGUGUUUACGUUCUCUUUCGCGCGCACGUCGACCGUCGACGACGCGCUGGUGCGGCGGCUCCGCUUUUGUCGCGACGCGGGAGGAGUUGUGGUUGCCGCGCCCUCGGACGUCAAGGCUUUUGUUUUAAAGUUCGCCGAACUCAACCACGAGACCUACCUCGCGGCGAAGAAGCAGACCGUCGCCGGAAAAGAAAAGAAGUCCAUCGUGGGCCAAAUCUCGGGCGCGCUCACGGGCGCCGAAGGUAAGCGGGCCAAGCGCCUCGCGCUCCAGGCUCAAGCCAGGGAGGUCGAGGCCAAGCGCUUCGUCGAGGCUUAUGGCGUGCUAAGGAAGGGGUGUGCUUUACUAGACGAGGUUGAUAUGUUAUUGCAUCCGCUGAAGAGCGAGCUGAAUUGGCCGCUAGGAGGAGAAGAACCCUUAGAUAUGACGACGUCCUCUCCAGGUUGUCAGAUAAGUACGACCGGUGCGCGUUGGCGCCUUCCGUGGUUCCUCAUCGACGCGUGCCUGCGAGCUUCCGGCGCGCCGGCCGGCGUCAUUGAUGCUGAUGACGACGACGCCGCGGCGCGCACGCGUCUAGAAGCCGCGGUCCAGAAGGGCUCGGCGGCCAAGGCCCUCCAGCGGACGCCUCAUUUAGUAGUGGUUGAUAGGCACUUCUACGCUUCUGAGAUGCUCGAGCCGUUGACGGCUCUGGCGGCCGCAUUUCUGCGGACCGAAGGAGUGGUGGGCUCGUCGCUCUCAGCCCAGGACGCGGCGUCUUACGUAUCGGCCUCGCCCUCGCCGCAAGCGUGCUCCGCGGUCGGGCGCCUGGGCGACAUCGAGUGCAAGUAUCUGAACCUCGCGCAGCAGUGGCUCCAGACCUAUUUGCCGUGGGUUUUGUCGAAGGUCAACCGCGUCUCGUACGGUACGCUAGCGCCCGAGGAGCUCCGGGCUCGCGAGUCGCGCGGCCGGAAGCUGCUCGCCGUACCCUUCAUCGGCAAGGACGUGCCCUCCGAAGCGUCCGAGUACUCGCAACCAGAGGUAGCGAUCGGUCUAACGAUCCUCGCACUCCGCCACGAAGGCAUGCGACGCGACGCGGUUGCGGCGAUGCUGCGCGGUCUGCGGGACGACUUUGCUCAGCAGCACGGCGUUUCGUCGAAACGGCCGGCCGCGCUCGCGUACAAAGAAUUAGUAGAGUCGGCGGGCGGCCGCGUCCGCGGAGACGUCAACUCGCUGUCGCGCCGCGACAGCGACGCCAGCCCGGCGUCGCCGCUCCUCGCGGAACCUAUAAAUGACGACGAGCGCGACAUCUGGCAGCGGCUCUGGCCGCUGAACUCUCUCGACGUGAGAGACCCGGCUCAAGUGGAUGCACUCGCUCGCCUCCUGCACAAGGCCCCGCGGGCCGCGUUCCGUUAUUUAGACCAGCACGCGUUCCCGACGGCUCUCGUGGUCCGCGCGUCGAAGCUGUCGGCGUCGGGACAAGCGCUCGGAGGGUCGCUGUUAUUCGAGAAGCGACUCGGCUUUAGCGGGACGCCAAACGAUUUGUUACCGGAAGAGCUCGGCGAAGCGGCGUUCGCCGCGGGUGACGACGCGCGAAUUUUGGAGACGCUGACCGAUCCGACGGUGGCCGAGGUGUGGCCGCUCGACGACAACUGGUCUCCCAAUUCGUUUCUCGAGCAGGUGGCCAAAUCUGGUGCACAUGCAUUGAUCGACGCCGGCGCGCUGAUCACGGGUCUAAAUAACCUGGGGGUCGCGACGGAGCUCCUCAAGCUGCUGCCCGAGACGUACCAGGCCGUCGUCUACCUCGACGGCGCGGGCAAGAAGAUGGUCCUGAAGCGAGGCGUGGACCGCCCCUUACCGUUGGCAUCGGCUGGCGUCGACAUGGCCCGGCGCUUUACUUUCUAUGACCAGGCCCACUGCACGGGGAUGGACAUCAAACAGACGUCCGUGUGCGUCGCUAUAGUGUCCGUCUCGAAGGAUAUGUCAUUUCGGGACCUCGCCCAGGCGGCAUAUCGAAUGAGAGGCGUCGGUCGCGGACAAACGCUCCGCUACGCGUUGAUUCCGGAGGUCCGCGCCCAGAUCAAGACGGCGGGCAGCGAACUAGCGUUGGGCGACAUCGCCGCUUAUCUCUACGCCCAAGGAUUCAGUACGGAGAUCGCCCAGGGCCGACUGCUCACCAUACAGACGUGCAACUCGGUGUGGCGCAAGCAGGCCUUUGCGAAACUUCUGGCCGAGGCCGGCUCGCCGCCGGACCCGGCCUGCGUCGAGAUCUUCUCCGAGGCGGUCGACACGUCGGUGCCGAAUUCGUUGGAGGGUCCGCCGGACCAGCUUGACGAAUUAAAGAGGCUGGUCGAGUCGCGGCGCCCGCGCUGGCUCCAGGACGAGCGGUCCGCCCAAGUCGUGGCUUUAUCCAUCGCCCGAGCCGAGGCCGACGGCGGCGGCGGCGCCGACGACGCUGCGGCCGCGCUCGAAGACGAGAAAGAGGAAGAAGCGGAGCAAGAACAAGAGCAGGAACAAGAGCAGGAGCAGGAGCAAGAGCAGGAGCAAGAGCAGGAACAGGAGGUCGAGGAACCGCUACCUGGAGAUUACGACCGCGAUCAUGAGGGGGAGACGCCCUGGGAGGUCUCGCUCCUCGACGCUCCGGCCUGGAAAGGCGGCGUUUUUCGACCCUGGACGGAAGUCCGCCCCGUCGCCGCGACCCGCAAGAAGGGCGUCGUCGACGCGCCCGGCGGCCUACCAAAGGACUUGUAUCUUACCGCGAAUUACCUGCCUCCCACGACAACACGCCGCCGCAUCAAGAACAUUGUGGUGGUCUUGGAAUGUGAUGGUGGUGCUGCGGCUGGCGUCUGCGCGCCGUCGCCGGCCGACAAGGCCUCAGUAGACAGAGCUUUAGUCGAGGCUGACGGGGACGAGAAGGACCUGGCACGUAUCUUAGACGUCGACGCCUCCGUGCUCGCGGGCGGUGACAAGACGACGCUGCGCCAGCGCGCCGAGCGGGCUGUGGCCUGCUCUUCUGCGGAGAGCCGCCGUUUCGUUGUCGUCUCAUUGGCCGAGGCCGAGGCGCUGCGGGCGCUGUGCCACUCGGGCGGCGGCGCGGCUUUACGCCUGCGGGGACUUUCGGCCACGAACGCCGCCUUCGACGGAGAUUCCUCCGUGGAAGCGAGCAUUCUGGGCACGACGACUACUAUUACCACGGUCGACGGCCAGUUGGACCGGCGCACCGCGCGCGUCCUAUCUUUUUGCGACGUUGACCUCGACCCGUCCCAUGGCGCGGUGGAGCAGCUGCGGAGAUGUCUCGGCAAUGAGGAGAAGGCCGCCGUCGCCACGCGCUGUGAUUGGUGGGAGGCGCUCCGCGGGUGCAAGCGCCGGUCGAGACGCGCCUGGGUCUCCACGCCACUCGCUCCAUUGUUCGGCAAGGCGACGUCCACGGAAGCGGGCGAUCGCGGCGACGACGCGCGCGCUACCCUGGUUCGUUGCGCCGCGGAGCUCGACCGCCGGUCGAUGUCUCCCGCCGACUGUUUCGAAGCGUUCGACGCCGACGGCGACGGCAUUUUAACUCGAGGGGAGUUGGCCGUCGGGCUUCGCUGGCUUCUAUCUCGCGCCAGGCCCGCGACCUGUCUGGCGGUGGCCGUGUUCAUGGACGCCGACGAGGACGGCAUGAUCAGUAGGGACGAGUUCGUCAAGGCCUUCGACGCGAAGGAUCCGGCACCGACGGCGCCGCCAGCCGCCGCGGUGUCCGCUCAGGACGUGCUCAAGUGUUGCUCGUUCUCCAUUGAUAGUAUUACGACGAAAGCGGUCGCGUUGUGGGACGCCCGCGGCUGCCUCGCGAACGCGCGCGGCUCGCGGUCCGAAGCGAGCAUCUGGACCGCGGAUCUGGCCGACCCGCACUGGAAGCGGGGCAUGUUGGGGACGGCGACGCUGAGCGUGCCUCUCGGGGUGUUUGGUCACGGCUCGCGCAAGAACCCGACCAACGCGAAACUAUUGACGAUCUCGGCGCGCCGCUUCAAGAGAGUGGAUGUCACUGCUGUCCGGGACCGCUGGCUCCCGACGGCCGUCGCGUUCCGUCGGCUUUGGGAGAUCACGACGGGUCGUACUUCUUUAUACGUGUGGACUCCGGUCGCGCCCGAGGGUUUCACAGCUAUCGGCCUCGGCGUCUCUACGACUCCAGAGCCACCCGCUCUAGAUUCGGUCCGUUGCCUGCCUCAAGCGUGGGUAGUGCCCGCGACGGCCAAGCCGCGGCUCCUGUUCGACAAUGUUGGCAUGCAGAGCCGCAAACCGGGAGGCCUCUGGCGCAUCGGGUCCAUGGGCCUGCUCGCGUUAGGCCGCGACCGCGACCCGCCGGAGCUCGCGCUGGACCUCAACCCGGCGUUCACGUCCAUCGCGCCGGACGCGGCCGCGCCGCCGCUCCCGCGCAACAUGCCUGUCGCCUACGCGCACGCGGCGCCGGCGUCGGCGGCGGGAACUCUGCCGGUCGCCACCGCGUUCUGAAGGACGUCUCCCCCUCCCCCUCUCCGUCUGAAGCCAAGAGUAAGACGUGGUCGUGUUGAUUUACUUCGUCCGGGCCAAAAAAACGGGUUUUGCCCCCUCAAUUUGCGCUCUAGCGCUCUCAUAGCCCCUCAGCCCCCCCUACACAGCACGCCAGGAAUCGCGCGCAGGAGGUCUGGGCCCGGUAGCGCACCGGAACUCAUACAAAGCAAGAGGGGUUUUGCCAGUGGUUUUUUGCGGCCCUCGGAUAGGCACGAGACUACGAUCCACUCACGAUGGUGUUGCCGCCGCUCGUUGCCGCUUGGGCACACGCCGCGCACAGCAAUCCCAGCUGGUUACGCGGACCACUAGCAGAUUACCUAGCCUCUGGCGGCGAUCCCGACGACGUCGACGAGAACGGGAAGCCCCUACUCCACAUCGCAGUGGGUACUCAUAGCGGAUCUCACGAGGUAUACCACAUGGUCCGCGCGGUCCUCGCCGCGGGACCGCGAAACGUCGACAUCCGCUGGGAGGGCCUCACGCCCCUCCACAUCGCAAUUACGAACUAUGCGGCGAAGGUUAAUGUCGUCACCGCACUCCUGGAGGCGGGAGCUUCUGUCGAUGCGCGGUCAUCCGUGACAGCAGGUUUACCACAUUUCGGCUACCAUACUCCGGUCGGGUCCACUCCACUGAUGCUCGCCGUCACGGUCACGCCCGUUGUUGGAACAAUGGACCAUUGUGUUCGGAUAUUAUUGAGUCACGGAGCCCGCCUCGACCUUCGCCGCAAUGGUGAAGACCUGGAAUCGAUCGCGCGGCGGGCGCAUGACGACCGGGUUUCGCAGAUGGCAUCAACCAGUCAAGGACAUGAAAACUGGGAUUUAUGGUUGCGCAACAAGCGCUUGCGCUUCGCCACUAGCAUGGCGCUCCUGGCCGACGUUCGCGCGGCGGGCGGCACAUGGGCAGGCUAUCGGCACGCGCCGCGGCUCCAGCUGGACGUGCUCCGGGAACUCUGCGCCCGGGAUCGCGCGGUGCCGCCGUCGACACUGGCUCGCACUCGUCGGCGCCGCCCGGGACAGCUCCUCGCGCGCCUCUUUGGUGACCUCCCCACGGACGGACGGGCAGGCGUGAUUCUGGAGGGUGGUCGCGAGGAGGGC